AUGUCCGCCUCUGCCCCCCUGCUCUCGCUCUCGGUGGCCAAGUGCCCCUCGUCCGACGCCGCCCUCACCAACAUGGUGUACCUGUCCCCGGCUGACGCUGCUGUCGUUGACGCGGCGGCGGGCAAGUCGCAUCUUGCUGGAGCACCGUCGCGGAACAUCCGCCUCAUCUCGCAGCAUGCUGGUCGCGGACCGUUUGUCUUUGUCUACGCCGCCGACCCUAAGAUUGCUGACGGAACCGUCGGCCUCUCGGGCAUGCAGCGGAAGACGGCGCAAGUCUCCAUGCGCGAGCUCCUGGCCGUCGAGGUCUACGCGCCCAAAGUGGCCGGCUCGGUCACGCUGGGCAUGAUCGAGCUCGAGGUCUCGUUCCGCAAGAAGACCGACGCCACCGACGAGGAGCUCAACACCGACGUCAUGUCCGCCGGCUUCCUCCGCGACUUUGUGGGUCAGGUCUUCACCGUCGGCCAGGACGUGCUCCUCGACUACCGCGGCAUCAUGCUCGUCCUGCGAGUGGCCGACCUCCGCCGCGACGGCGCGGCCGACGCUGCCGGUCGCCCGCCGCGUGACGGCCUGGUGGUCGACGCGACUCAGAUCGUGUUUACCUCGUCGAACGACUCUGCGGCCCGGGUCAAGCUCUCCGGCGACGCCGCCGCCGGGCCGUCGCUCUUCAAGUCGGACUGGAACUUUGAGGAUCUUGGCAUCGGCGGGCUCGACGAUGAGUUUUCGUCCAUCUUCCGCCGUGCCUUCUCCUCGCGCACCUUUUCGCCGUCGCUCAUCAAGAAGCUCAACAUCCGCCACGUCAAGGGCGUCCUCCUCUACGGGCCGCCCGGCACCGGCAAGACGCUCAUGGCGCGGCAGAUCGGCAAGAUGCUUAACGCGGUCGAGCCCAAGAUCGUCAACGGGCCCGAGAUCUUCUCCAAGUACGUUGGCGACUCGGAGAGGAACAUCCGCGAGCUGUUUGCGGACGCCGAGGCCGACCAGGCCCAGUACGGUGACUCCUCGCCGCUGCACAUCAUCAUUUUCGACGAGAUGGACGCCGUUGUCCGGCAGCGCGGCUCGCGGUCGGGCGACACAGGCGCCGGCGACCAGGUCGUCAACCAGCUCCUCUCCAAGAUUGACGGUGUCGACGAGCUCGACAACGUCCUCAUCAUCGGCAUGACUAACCGCAAGGACAUGCUCGACGAGGCCAUCCUCCGUCCGGGCCGCCUCGAGGUCCACAUCGAGGUCUCGCUCGCCGACUACGAGGGCCGCAUCCAGAUCUUCAACAUCCACACCAAGUCGAUGCGUGAGAAUGGCCUCCUCGGGACCGACGUCUCCAUCGAGGAGCUCGCGGCGGCGACCAAAAACUACACCGGUGCCGAGAUUGCCGGCGUCGUCAAGUCGGCGUCUUCAUUUGCCCUCUCGCGCCACGUUGACGUGGCAGGCAUGGGCGCCGGCGCCGCCGCCGGAGGCGACCCGGCCGACACCCUCCGUGUCACCCGCGACGACUUUCUGCGCGCCCUCGAAGAGGUCCGCCCCGCCCUCGGCUCCUCCGACGAGGACUACAAUCUCAUUAUGCGCGCCGGCAUGAUCGAGUACGGCCCGGCGUUCGCCGGCCUCAUGGACGCCGCCUCGCUCCUUGUCCAGCAGAUCAAGCGCUCGGCGCGGACCUCGCUCGUCACCGCGGUCAUCGCCGGUGCGCCCGGCUGCGGCAAGUCGUCGAUCGCCGUCAAGCUCGCCGCAGACUCGGACAUUCCCUUUGUCCGCGUCAUCUCGGCUGACAAGUUUGUCUCGCUCUCGGAGCUCUCCAAGUGCGACCGCAUUGUCCAGACCUUCCUCGACGCCUACAAGUCGCCGGUCUCGGUCCUCAUCAUCGAUGACAUCGAGCGCAUUCUCGGCUACUCGGCGCUCGGCGCCCGCUACUCCAACCCGGUCCUGCAGACCCUCAUGGCGUACCUCAACAAGCCGCCGCCCGAGGGCCACUCGCUCAUUGUCUUUGCCACCUCGUCCUCGCUGCAGGCCCUCGAGGCGCUUGGCCUGCUUAGCAUCUUUGAUGGUGUUCUCUCCGUCCCCUCGCUCACCACUGGCGCCGAGGUCACCGCCGUCCUCGACGGCCUCGACGCCUUUGAGCCUGCUGCCCGCGCCCGCGUCGCCGCAAACUUCUCCGGCUCGGUCCCUAUCAAGAAGCUCAUCAUGAUGGUCGAGAUGGCGCGCGAGGCCGUCAACCCGGCUGACAAGUUUGAGGAGCUCCUCCUCUCCAACCAGCUCGACGGCAUGGUCAAGCUCAACUAACACACACACGCACGGCCC
Messenger RNA from Thecamonas trahens ATCC 50062, 2286 nucleotides. RefSeq names its product vesicle-fusing ATPase. NCBI's taxonomy places the organism in Eukaryota, Apusomonadida, Apusomonadidae. Gene Ontology annotation, biological process: intra-Golgi vesicle-mediated transport; Golgi to plasma membrane protein transport; SNARE complex disassembly. The record is from RefSeq and is a predicted model, not a curated record. Bases 1 to 2268 code for a protein of 755 amino acids. Gene Ontology annotation, molecular function: ATP binding; ATP hydrolysis activity. The transcript has a single exon. Gene Ontology annotation, cellular component: Golgi stack.